ACUAAAGCUAUAGGGAAAAAAGAUCAUCGUGGGCGUGUCAAGGGAACAGGUGGCAUGGUUGGUAUCAAAAAGGCUUUCGGUCCGUGUAUUCGACAUAGUAGAAGUGACCAUGGUGAAGCUUCAUCAGAAAAUUACGAAUCAAUCAGAGCUUCUGUGAAAAAGGAGUUUGAAGGUGAAUUAGAGAAAAGGGUAGAGAAAAGGGUGGCAGAGGCCCUCCAAAAGCAACUAAGCACCUUGUUAAAAACAGGACAACUAAACUCCAUUUCUACCCCGAUACUUGAUGACCUCCACUUAAAUGAUUCUGCCAGAGUUGACCUUGAUGUUAGUGCUACAAGAACCACUCGUCACAUCUUAGUGCCGCAACCACGCGAGCUAAAGGAAAGGACUCCAUGUCGUCUUGCCCUUGAGGAUAAAGUUUCAGGCAACAACAUUGUCGUGGCGGAUGGUAUGGUACAACCCUCAGAUGGUGCAUUGCCCCAACAUUUUACAUCGAUGAAGCCUGGUCACUAUAAAGUCCAAGUUGAUUUUGUUUACGACGGACAUGUUGAUGAUAUUCUUCCGGUACCUACAGGAGAUGGUUUCACUAACUUAGGCGGUGCUCUGGGUAGUUUUGUGCAAUGGCCCAUACACUUAGUGAUUUUCGAAGACGUCGAGGAUUGUACUUCACCUCCUAAAAAGAAGUCCAAGUCUAAUGUUUCUAAAGAGAGGGAUGGUAGCUCCAAGAAAAAGACAACGGUAUUAGCGGCCCAAAAGAAGACAACAGACUUAGCAUCCAAGAGAAUCGCUCAAGCUUUCGGAAUCCCCUCAAUUUCGUCGGUAAAUCCUCAAAUUCGUCCACAAAAUUCGUUCGUGGGUUGUAGAAUUACAGCUAGUUUGUUUUUUCAGAUAGAUUCGCCCAAUUCAAUCAAGAAAUUCUUGAAGGGUUCUUUAGCAUUGGAUAUAGGAAGACUAGCAGGAGGAUAUGGAAUGGGUGCCUUCUCCUAUGUGGUACCUGUUUACAUUGCGGAAAUAUCACCUGUAAAUCUCCGAGGAGCACUUACAACAUUAAACCAGGUCAUGAUCUGUACUGGCGUCUCAGUGGCGUUUAUAAUAGGGAUAGUUUUAUCAUGGAGGACUUUAGCAUUAACUGGACUUGUUCCAUGUGCUGUUCUGCUUUUGGGUUUAUGCUUCAUUCCAGAAUCUCCAAGAUGGAUGGCGAAAAUAGGAUCUCAAAAGGAGUUUGAAGCUGCAUUUCAGAAACUUCGUGGCAAGGAUGCAGAUAUAACCCAUGAGGCUGCUGAGAUUCAAGAUUACAUAGAAGAACUCGAAAAGAUGCCCAAAGCUAAUAUGUUUGACUUGUUUCAAAAGAGGUAUCUACGUUCUGUAACGGUAACUCUUGAGAUCCCUUGGGUCAAGUGGGAAGAUGGGUGGACAUGGGAAGUGAAGGCACAAUUGAUGGAAGCUGUUGAGUGGCCUCAAAAGCACCAGGAUGCAUUCGAGCGAAUUGGAACCUGCCCACCAACAGGAGUGUUGUUGUUUGGUCCCCCCUGGAUGCAGCAAAACGCUCAUGGCCCGUCCUGUAGCUUCUGAGGCAGGACUGAAUUUUCUGGCUGUCAAGUGUCCAGAGUUAUUCAGCAAGUGGGUUGAUGAAUCUGAGAAGGCUGUUAGAUCUCUUUUUGCCAAAGCAAGAGCUAACGCGCCAUCAGUUAUAUUUUUUGAUGAAAUAGACA
Messenger RNA from Spinacia oleracea (spinach), 1709 nucleotides. RefSeq lists its product as uncharacterized. NCBI's taxonomy places the organism in Eukaryota, Viridiplantae, Streptophyta, Magnoliopsida, Caryophyllales, Amaranthaceae. Gene Ontology annotation, molecular function: transmembrane transporter activity. Gene Ontology annotation, cellular component: membrane. Gene Ontology annotation, biological process: transmembrane transport. The record is from RefSeq and is a predicted model, not a curated record. The transcript is spliced from 12 exons. The coding region runs from base 55 to 1569 and encodes 504 amino acids.